This is a messenger RNA of Strongylus vulgaris, 212 nucleotides long. The record is from the annotation of a GenBank genome assembly. NCBI's taxonomy places the organism in Eukaryota, Metazoa, Nematoda, Chromadorea, Rhabditida, Strongylidae.
AUGACGCAAAACGUGGAGGGUACGGAGAGUCGAUGUCGUCAAGACGGCGUCGUUGUGGACAGAGACAAGAACAAGCUAUUUGCCGAGAUGGACGAAAGUAUACAAAUGCUGUUGGAGUAUGGUCAACCAGUGCCAAAACCACCGCCUAGGAGAAAUUUACCAAGAGAAAAGGUAGGCUCUUGCGCAGUCAAAUACUUAAGGAUGGGGUAAAG